GUUUGGGGCAGCCCUCUCUGAUAACACAGACCUUUAUAAGUUCAGUUGGAGGAGAAGUAAGCCUGCAGACCUCUGAUCCUAAGAAAGAUGGAAAUGUAUCCAAAAGUUGUGAUCCUCGCCCUGUCUUUCCUGACAACAUCAGCAUACCCAAUCCAUCGUAACACAAGAGAGGCAACAUGGACUGAUCCAAAAGCCAACCAGGCCAAUCACAAGACAGAACUUUCAAAGGACACAGAAAUAACGUACAAGAGCCACAUAGACAGCAGCAGCCUUUACAUCCAAGACGAUCAGAACAAGAACCCUGUUGCAGAAGAGAUGCAACAAAAAGUCAACAUCGAGUCCGAGCGCCUGCGUGCCCGUCUGCGCCAAGAGCUGUCAGAGCUGCGGGAGAGGCUGUCCCCAUCUCCAGCCCAACUUGGCUCCACCCUGGCCAGCAUGAGGGAGCGCCUGGCUCCACUCACUCAGCAGCUCCAGAGCACUCUGAGCAGCAAUACUAGAGAUCUGUGCAGUCAGCUGAGCCUUUACCUGCAGGGUCUGGAGACAGCUGAGGCCCAGGCAGGUGACGCAAGUCCAGGUCUUUACCAGGAAGCCUUCCACUGGUUGAUCCAAACUCUGGAGCUCAGCAACUCUAAGGUGGCCAACAUCAUUGGUGAAUUCCAGGCUAAAGCGGUCAGGGAAGUCGAACAUCUGAAGGAGGAAAAGACAGAGCUGUGGCAGGAAAUGAGCUCCAGGUUAGGACAGGAAGUGAGUUCCAUGAGGAGGGAAGCACAGACAAGGGUUGGCACUCUGAAAACAGAGCUUGCUGCUCUUCUGGAAACUUCUAAUCCGCACAACACUGAAGUGACAGCCAGUCUGGAGCUUUUCUGUCAGAAUUCAGCCCUUCAGAGCCAACUAUUUCAGGCUCGCAUGGAGAGGCUGAUUCAGGGACUGGAGGAAGAUCUGCAGGUACAGAGAGCCUCAAGUUUGUCUUCUCCUCCUUCCUUAUCUGGCAGCUCUUUGCAGGAGGACUUCUCAGUAAGACUCUCUGCUUUGAUCCAAGACAUUCUGCAUUCAGUGUAGUGAAAGACCUCAGGACAUUUAACAGGAAAGAACUGUAAAAGAACUUGCUUUACAAUCACAUUGAAGUGGUUUAUUUGACUUGGACUCUUGUCCAUAAACUGAUUUGUUUAUGCCCUUGUACAUGUAAAAAAAUGUUGUAAAUAUGGUUUUAAAUAGAUUAAUAUGUUUAACUAUUUGUUUAGCUGUCAAUAUAAAUUGACGGUACCAUGUAAAUAUG
Molecule: messenger RNA, 1276 nt
Organism: Notolabrus celidotus (New Zealand spotty)
Lineage: Eukaryota; Metazoa; Chordata; Actinopteri; Labriformes; Labridae
Exons: 4
Coding region: 88-1059 (323 amino acids)
Source: RefSeq, a predicted model, not a curated record